GGUAAAUCUCAGGUGUAUAGUAGUUUGAAGAUAUGCACUGACUAUAACGCAGGAAACAAUUUAUCUCUGGAAUACUAUAAAUUUAUUAUUUACAAUAUAUAUUUGAAACAUCCCUGGAAUAUUUCAUAUAACUAGUUUUGAUUGUUUAUUCUUAUUGGAUAUGGCUUGGAUUUACAAACCAUAGGAAAAAAUGAUCUUCGAGAUCAGAGCGUGGAGUUGACAAAUCAGAUGUGGUUGUUAUAUGUAACUUUUGAGGAUUUUAUAUGUCUAUCAUAUCCAGCAAAAUCAGCGGCAGUAUUAUCAACUCGCGUGGAUAUAAACCAUUAUUUCAAUACAGGACCAUUCUCUGCAAAACGACGUAAAUCUAAAAAACGUCACCGCGAUAGUCCAGAUAAAGCAACCGAAGAAACGUGUGAAGAAAAUAGACACAAACAUAAUCUUGGUGAUGAACAUCUGAAUCAAAACGAGUUGGGACUUCGCAUUGGAGAGGUUAUCUGUGUGCAUCAAAUCGCUAGAAAACGUCGCCUCGGUAGAUCGGUCUCGGACAAUACAUCGUCUGACAAUUCGGAAAACUGUGUGCAUGGUGUUAAUGAUUUAAACAGUAUCAGAUUGGAUAACAUUGAUAUGCCGUAUCGUGAUAGAGAUAGGAUGCAUGAACGUAGAAAAAAGGAUCAGAGAUCUAAUGUCACACUGACAAAGGACUAUGGGUUUGGCAACUCAUGGAGGACCCGUCAAUCUGGAGAUAUAAUUAGAAAUUGUCAUUUAACUGAUCAAUUAGUGAACCAUAAUGGCUCUGAGCAAAGUCCUAGGAACAAAAAUCUACCCGACAAUAGAGUAUGUCAGCGUGAUAAUCCGGCAUUGAAAAUAACAAAUGGGUGUUUAAACCGAACAGCUGAUCACUGUGUGGGAUUUAGUCCUCUUAAUGCUUAUCCUCAGGAGGAGAUCCAUAAUAAUCAUUUAAAUUUAAGUUGUAGCGCUACUAAUACUCCACUCUCACUUAAUUUGACAAACGAUUUGGAUCGCCGUAAUAAUAUACUAAAUGUUUCAGCUUUUAAUCCAGGGGACUCAAAAAGUGCAAGAUUUCGCCUGAAGUUGGACUUAAAUACUAGAAAUAAACCAAAAAGCCCAAGAAGGAUAUGUUCCAAAGAAGAACUUAGUGGUGCAACUGGAAAUUCUGACCUGACACGGUCUGCAUCAUUUGAUAAUGUGAUUACUCCAGAUAAAGAAAUGCCGUCCAAAGCACUUUCGUGUGAAUCUUCUCCUGUAACGAUAUCUAGUGGAUACGAAAGUGAUUCCCUGCCGACAAACGAAGCCGAUAUAGACAAUAUAUUUGUCCAGGGAAAGAAAAAACAAAGCAAUCGACCUGUUCCUCCAAUGGAAUUACCAAUAGACUAUUUUUCAAUGUCAGACAGUCAUCCAUCGCCCCACGGACAACCCAUCUGUACAAGUGCAAUUGUUACACGUAAACCAGAAACGUUUGUGCAAAAUGAAUUGAAUGAACAAUCUCAACAAAAUAAAUCAAUUACAGAGGAGACAGGACCACCGGUGCAGACACAUCAAGAGCGAACGGACAAUCAAACUCCAACCAGGUUCUCCCCCGCACAAAUAAACAAUUAUCAACUCACAAAAGUCGCGCGUUCAAUGUUUGAGAUUAUACAUGAUUUACAGGCUGAAAGGGACCAGGAAAACAAAAUGAAAUCUCGGAAACUAAAGCGACAUGUACAAUGGCGAAAAGACAGGCCAGAUGUUUUAAGAAAACCUGUCAGAAACAUUGAAAAUGAAAGUGGUGUUAAUACAAGCGUAAGUCAACAGGAAAAUUGUGAACAAUCUCGUGAAAACUUUCAACCCGCCCCCUUGUCGUCACAAGGGAAAGUGUCCGUUAGAUGUUUGAGGCGACCUUUGGGGAGUGAUCCUUCGUUUCAAAAUAGACAAUUUCUACCUCAUAGUUCAGAGUUUGAUAAAACUCUUGAAUUUCCUGCAGAGUUUUGCAGAUUCAACAAUUCCGCUUCUUAUCCAGAAUUUUCAAGACAACUCAGUGAGCCAGAGAUAAGAUCACGUGAUAUUCAUUCAGAAAAAUUUCAAAUGAAUCAUUCAUUUGAUUCCAGAGAUAAACGACAUCAAAUUGUGUUCGAAGGUUGUGCGCCAUAUGCAACCACAAAACUGCCAGGUUGUUCCCCGUAUGCAACAACUCGAUUGCCUGGAUGUCACACGCCACGAAGGGAUGAUAAAGAUGAUCAUGUGUAUGAAACUAUUCCUGGAGAUGAUCUUCUGCAAUAUGAGGAAAUUUUAAGAAUGAGGUUAAAUGGGUUGCUUCCGCAUAAAUAUCACCCUCCAGCUUUACCUGCAAGAAAUAUAAAUGACAGAAAAAUGUCCGAGCCUCUUCGAACAGACUUCAAUGCAAACUUUCGUUUGCAACAACACAAUAUCCAAUCUAAUCCACAUUUCCAACAAAAUUUGCAGAAUGACAUUAACAUAAUUUCUACCUCAAGUAAUCACCGAAAUCAUCAAAUCAGUAAACCCAGAUCGUUCUCAUAUGAUCCAUCAGACCCUUCGAAAACCGUUCCGAAUGAACUCUUAUCGAGGUGGUCAGCUGCCGACUUGCUAAACUAUAUCGAUGGUAUUCGACAGCCUCCACCGAAAAGAAGAGAAAAUUUCUAUUUCUUAUUGGAUAGUAAACAGAAAAGAGCAUGUUUUUCAGAGUCCCUCGAGAUAGAAAAUAAAAUAAAAGACAUGGGAAUAAAUUUGGACGAGAGCAGACGUUCACAUCAGGAUGAGGACGGUUAUACCACAGUGGAUAAUGAACCUUCUGAAGCGCCGCCUUUUUGUGGGGGUUUACACAACAUGCAAUCAACUUAUGUUUGACCCAUUAUUACGUGCAAUCAUGAAUUCUUUUUAACUGCUUUUGCAUGAUGGACCGAAUUUUUAUAUAACAUUCGGCUAAAGGUGCAAGAUUUGAUCUCAAACAAAUGUGAAAAAUGGGCUCUUUACAUACUGUUGUCGUGUAGAAAGUGCUAAAUGACUGUGAUUGUUAAUACUUUAAUUGUUGUCUGUAUUUGUGAUAAUGUGAAAGUUGUGUUGAAUUAUUUAAUAAUUGUAUUUAAAUAUACAAACAUUAAAAAUAGAUAUUU
Messenger RNA from Mytilus californianus (California mussel), 3128 nucleotides. RefSeq lists its product as uncharacterized. The record is from RefSeq and is a predicted model, not a curated record. The transcript has 2 exons. Bases 229 to 2862 code for a protein of 877 amino acids. Lineage: Eukaryota; Metazoa; Mollusca; Bivalvia; Mytilida; Mytilidae.